AUGAAUACAGAUGAUAAUAUAGAUAAGAUAGAUAAUCAAUGCGUGAUAUGUGAAACAUUAUCAGUUCCACAUUAUUAUACUGUGAGAAAAUACAGACAGGAUUUAAUUGAUUGUAAAGUUGAUGGACAACCUCCAGCUAAAUAUAUGUCACCAUUGAAAUGGAAUUACAAUCUGGCUGCACAAGCACAAAAAUUGGCGAACAAAUGCAUCUUGCAACACGACAAACGUCAUUCGGAUGAAUUCUCUUGGGUUGGACAAAAUAUUGCUCUCCAUCCAACCAUUAAGUCAGGAGUAGAUGCUUGGUUCAAUGAGCACAAACUAUACGACUACAAAGAAAACAAGUGUAUGGCAUGUUUGCAUUACACACAAAUGGCUUGGGCCAAGACCACAGACAUUGGAUGUGGAGUUGCGAGUUGUCCAAGAUACGGUCUAUCAAUCGUGUGUAAUUAUGGUCCAGGUGGUAAUUGGAAUAAUGAGAAACCAUAUGAAGUGAAAUCACGUGGAUUGUGCCCGAAAAUGCAGAAUAUUCCUAAAGAUAGUUUUCAAAAGGCGCGUGAUGAUACACUGCGUGCACCAUUAUCAAUAGUGAAUGUCAACCACAAGUUGUCAUCGAUCGGUUCAAGUGAAGGUUUAGUUAACGAUCAACCCUCCACAGGUUCGCAAAGAACGUUGGAUGAGAAAAGCCUUGAAAUACUCGAACUGCAUAGGAAAUACAGACAGGAUUUAGUUGAUUGUAAAGUUGAUGGACAACCUCCAGCUAAAUAUAUGUCACCAUUGAAAUGGAAUUACAAUCUGGCUGCACAAGCACAAAAAUUGGCGAACAAAUGCAUCUUGCAACACGACAAACGUCAUUCGGAUGAAUUCUCUUGGGUUGGACAAAAUAUUGCUCUCCAUCCAACCAUUAAGUCAGGAGUAGAUGCUUGGUUCAAUGAGCACAAACUAUACGACUACAAAGAAAACAAGUGUAUGGCAUGUUUGCAUUACACACAAAUGGCUUGGGCCAAGACCACAGACAUUGGAUGUGGAGUUGCGAGUUGUCCAAGAUACGGUCUAUCAAUCGUGUGUAAUUAUGGUCCAGGUGGUAAUUGGAAUAAUGAGAAACCAUAUGAAGUGAAAUCACGUGGAUUGUGCCCGAAAAUGCAGAAUAUUUCUAGAGGCAGUUUUCUAUUUUUUAGUACACCUUAAUCCUUUAUUAUUAGAAUCUCAACUUUCCGUUUAUUUACGAUGCUUGAUUGAAUCGCUAAUUGCUGCUCGAACUCAUUGCUACUCUGAGCAAUAAUUUUUCUCUCUACAAUUCAACUGUUAGCCAUUCGAACUGAUUUUCCUUUAUUAUCAUCAUCUGAGUUGAAUUUAUUCAGAAAUUGUCGUUAUAUACUUUCUUCCAUUUACCUUAAUUUCUUAUUUCAUAUGGUGAGAAGUGAGUUUUGAAAAUAAGUUUUAUUGUUUAUUCUUAAGUUUGUUGAACUAACUGUGCCAUCUUCACCUGAAUGCUUUAUCUCCUGCUUAUGAAUAAUCCAUUUAUAUAAUAAAAAUCAUCUGAUGUCU
Messenger RNA from Schistosoma bovis, 1545 nucleotides. Lineage: Eukaryota; Metazoa; Platyhelminthes; Trematoda; Strigeidida; Schistosomatidae. The record is from the annotation of a GenBank genome assembly.